Molecule: messenger RNA, 1565 nt
Organism: Sus scrofa (pig)
Lineage: Eukaryota; Metazoa; Chordata; Mammalia; Artiodactyla; Suidae
Source: RefSeq, a predicted model, not a curated record
AUGGCAAUUACAACACGCCAAGUUCUUGCGAACACUCAGCCGCGUCCCGGGCCGAGUUGGGACGCUCUGAAACAAGAUGUUCGGGUGUGGGGAUUCUCGCAAGGAGUGAAUCCCGGCAGCCCUGACCUCUUCACAGCCGCCACGCUCCGACGGACAGAUCGACACGCGGCAGGACCCGUCCAGUCUCCCCGCUCGCCUAACAGCGCCGAGAGGAGCCGCUCGCCUCGCGCGCGGCCACUCACCCUCAUCGCCGAGUCCCGAUCGCAAACCGACGCCCCUGCUGUGGAUCCUGAAUUUCAAGCACCUCGGAGGGAGCACGUCAAGCUCGGCGGCAGCCCCGGCUCAGGCUCAGCAGCUGCCCGGAGCGCGCUGACAAUUCACCGACCCGCUCAGCGAAUGAGCCGGACAGCGGGGCUGAGGCGACAGGGCUCCGAGGGAGGCGGGGCCGGGCAGCACAGCGGAAGGCUGGCGGAGAGACGCGCCGGCGGCGGGGAAGUUGGCUGGGGUGAGGAGCUGGGGCCGCAAGGCUGGUGCUGUAGGGGCGGCUGUGGCCGGCCCCCGACGCCUUGGAAGCGAAGAGGCGGCCCCGGAAGACCCCUGGCUGAGAGAGGCCAGGGGCCAGCCGGAGUCUCCGCGUGUCGGCUCCCGGUGGAGCGAGAAGCCCAAGCCCCACGCGGACCGAGACUGGGCCGACACCGCCCACCCCUGGCGCCUGCAGGAGGUGCGGAACUUGGCGGCCCCAAAGGAGGUCCAGCGGUCGGAGGAAACCAGGUGCCAAAGAGGAGGAAAAAUCCACAAUGCAUACUUCUGGGGAUUUUCCACAUUGAUGGAAGAAAGUAUUCAGGAUACCAAGUGAAUCCCAUUGAAGGUCAGGGAGACGAGAAGAGACUAAAUAUAGCCAUGUAUAAACCAUCAGCACUGUCGAAAACAACUACAAGCUUCACAUCAACAGGAACGCUCGGCACCAGGAUCUACUUAAUAGUCACAGCAAGAAGACUUGGAGUCAUCCCAGAAUUCAUACUUUUCUCCUCUUCAGUCUUCCCCCUCCACCUCCAGUCAGUUGCAAAGUUUUGUCAUCCUGACUCCUAAAUAUCUCCUGACAUCUCUUUCUGUCUAACUCCCAUUCUGGUUCAAGUCCCUCCUCACUUGCUUGAGUAGGAGAUAAAUGAACUUACCAAACUGUUCCUCUUGACUUCUCUUGAAUGUGGUAGAAUGAUGUGCUCAUAAACUUUCUGGAUGUGUACCACAGUUGCUGGUCAUUUCCAGCCAUGCUUUCCGUCUCUGCUGGGUGGGAGUAACUAUGAUUUGCAUACCACAUGAUCCUGGUCCCCAUCACUGAUUGGGCCAGGGGUGGGUGCCUGAUCCAAGGGUGGCUCUUCCUGUAGGCUUGAUCAGCCAACAUGUGACUUGGGUGGCUGGUUGUAAAAUACAAGCUGAGUAAAGUUCAUCCUUUGGGAAGUUGUACAGAUGGCCAACAAGUACAUGAAAAAAUGCUCAACAUCCCUGAUUAUUAGAGAAAUGCAAAUCAAAACUACCAUGAGAUACCACCUCACACCAGUCAGUAU